Messenger RNA from Betta splendens (Siamese fighting fish), 7013 nucleotides. RefSeq names its product apoptosis-associated tyrosine kinase b (gene lmtkb). The transcript is spliced from 15 exons. The coding region runs from base 141 to 4988 and encodes 1615 amino acids. Gene Ontology annotation, biological process: brain development; peptidyl-tyrosine autophosphorylation. The record is from RefSeq and is a predicted model, not a curated record. NCBI's taxonomy places the organism in Eukaryota, Metazoa, Chordata, Actinopteri, Anabantiformes, Osphronemidae. Gene Ontology annotation, molecular function: ATP binding; protein tyrosine kinase activity.
CGGGAGGAAUGCACGAGCGUUGAGCGCUGAGAAUUCACCAGAGGCCGGUUCGGAAAGGAGCGAUGAAGCCGCGCUCCAGAACUAGCGUUGCCUAGUUGUGACUCUGCGUUCUCGCUCUUCUUGUCUUUAUUCCAACGAAGAUGCUCCUGCUUCUGCUUUCUUCAGCCUUCAUCAGCCCCGGCUUUGCCCUCAGCUCCCAUUUCAGCUCAGAUGGCGCUGCACUGAGUGAGCUGUCCUGGUCGUCCUCCCUGGCUGUGGUGGCCAUCUCCCUGUCGGGCCUCUUCACCUUUGUCUUCCUCAUGCUGGCCUGCCUCUGCUGCAAGAAGCGCAAGAUGGGAUUUAAGGAAUUCAAAAAUGUGGACGGGGAGGAGUACCAUGCAGACAUGUCCACCUUGGCCUCGCCGGCCUCCCAGGGGAGCCCCGACGUCUACAUCCUGCCCCUGACGGAGGUGUCCCUGCCGGUCGCCAAGCAACCAGCCCGAUCGGAACUGAGGACAAACUGCUGUGUCUUCCUGGAAAUACCUGUGCUGUACAUCCAGCUCCUGAAAUCCACUGACCUGAGUCGGCACAACGUUCUGUACCUGAAGGAGAUCGGGAAUGGCUGGUUCGGGAAGGUUCUGCUGGGGGAGGUGAACUCGAGCCUGAACCCCACCCAGGUGGUGGUGAAGGAGCUCAAAGUGGGCGCCAGCGUGCAGGACCAGAUGCACUUCCUGGAGGAGGCCCAGCCCUACAGGGCCCUGCAGCAUCCUGCUCUGCUGCAGUGCUUGGCCCAGUGCACAGAAGUCACUCCCUACCUGCUGGUAAUGGAGUUCUGUCCACUUGGGGAUAUGAAGGGUUACCUCCGGAGCUGCAGGUCUGCAGAAAGCAUGACCCCAGAGCCGCUGAUUCUCCAGCAGAUGGCCUGCGACAUCGCCUCAGGACUCUUACAUCUGCACAAACACAACUUCACUCACAGUGACCUGGCUCUGAGGAACUGCUUGUUGACUGCUGACGUCUCAGUGAAGAUUGGAGAUUAUGGCCUGUCCCACACCAAGUAUAAGGAUGAUUACUACGUGACGUCGGACCAGGCCUAUGUGCCGCUGCGCUGGAUCGCUCCAGAGCUGGUGGAUGAGGUGCACGGAAACCUGUUGGUGGCUGAUCAGACCCAACAGAGCAACAUCUGGUCUCUGGGUGUGACCAUCUGGGAGCUGUUCGAGUUGGGCAACCAGCCCUACAGACACUACUCUGACAGACAAGUACUGACCUACGCUGUGAGGGAGCAGCAGCUCCGACUGGCCAAACCACUGCUCCAAGUGCCGUUGGCUGAGCGCUGGUAUGAAGUGAUGCAGUUCUGUUGGCUUCAACCUGAUCAGAGACCCAAUGCGGAGGAAGUCCACCUACUCCUGAGCUAUCUGUGCGCCAAGGGGGCUAGUGAGGCUGAGGAGGACUUUGAAAGGCGCUGGAACUCCCUGCGUCCUAACCCUGGAUUCAACAGCCACCAUGGUGCCUCUGCGAUGCCACGAGACCACCCAUCCUCCUCCUCAUUCCCUCUCCUUGAGCAGUUCUCAACAGGUGAUGGCUAUCACUCAGAGUGUGGGGAUGAUGUACUAACUGUCACUGAGACCAGCCAUGGCCUGAACUUUGAGUACAAGUGGGAGCAAGCCAGGGCAGACCAAUCGUACAGGACUCCAGACUCCUCAAGCAUUGUGGGUCAAGUCAACCAGCACUGUCAGGAAGCCUUUUACCCACCAGGGGGCAUUAUGGGAGGCUGCCCCAUGGAGAAUAUCAGCCUUGGAGUUUCUCCUCCGUACUACCAACCCAAACAUCUCCAUGCUCCAGGUGUACUACCUGUGCUCAGUGCCCACAGCCCCUCAGUGAGCAGUGAGUAUUACAUCCGCAUUGAAGAGCCGGUGGACUGUAACAUUGAUCCAGAUUUCACGUGCUCCUACAGUCCAGACUACCACGGCAGCAGCGGGAGCUUUCUUACUGGCAGUGCAGACUCAGGGGAGUGCAUGGCUUGUCCAUCCAAGAACAUGGGUCCUUAUUGGUCAGCAGACGUCCAUAAGUCAGAUGUGUACGACUCCAGCGACUCCAGCCCUGCUAUCUCCCUGACAAUGGAACCACUUUUAGGGCAAGUGUCAGACAACAGCCCCCUACGACCCUGGGAGUCCAGCCACUACGUGUCCUAUAAAGACAGAGAUGGGGGCUACUACUAUGAACAUUCGCCACCCCUGGGAAUAGGUCGCUAUCUAAUUGGAGGUGAACGCUGUGGUGAACAUCACCAGGAAAGCUGGGGGUCCAGAAGUCUGCGCCAGGCUUUGGGUGAGCUGGGAGACCCACUAGGUACAUCCUCCUCUGUACGCAGUCCGCCUCGGCAGGCCUACAGGGACGCCUACCUGGACACGAGUCAGACCUCCAUCCUAGGAAAGAACAUCACUGGAGGCUACUACGACAUGAUGGGCUCCUUGAGGAAAACGAUGCCGAGUCACAACAGGCACAACAACCACUCGAUCAGCAUCAACAUGGAGACUGAGGGGGUGCGCUUCAUUGGGCACAGAGACAGUGAUUCAGAGGAAGAGGAGGACGACGACAUUUUUGUCGAGAGACACACCUGCAACACUUGGCCCUCAAAACAGCGCCACAACAGCACGAGUCACCACAGACGAGCCAGCCACAGCUGCAGACGGGACACAUACAUAGAUUUCCACUACACCAUGCCCAGUACAGACAUCGAAGACUCCUGGCCAGAGGAGCAAAGCCUGGUAUUCCGCUCUUUACCAAAACCCAUUGACUACCUGGAGCCCCACCAGGCCAAAGACAACAGUGCCUGCCUUAGUCUGAGCAAACACCACUCAGUGGUGCCUUCAGACAACUGCAACGCCUACAUUUACUUGUGCCAUGAGGGUGAAACUCAGGUGCCUACACCUGGAGACUGCUGCCACUCACAUUUUGUUGAUCCACUCACCGGUUUGCUAGUCAGGAACAACAGCUACACCCAUAGCUACAGUCACGACUACGUCAGAGAUAAGCUCAUUGAUACACCAAACGAGGAAAUGAUCAAUCUAUCACCAGCUCCGGGGGGGCCCAUUGUAGCCAAACCAGCCUUGACCAAGACAGAGGAGGGUGGAGAGACAUAUGUUGACCUCACAGCUGAAGAAAGCCCACUCAAAGAAUGCCAGGACGUCGUUAAAGAUAAUCUAAUCAUGCAAAAACUAGAAGAGGUGAUCCUGACAAUGACCAAAAUCUCUCCACCUCCUGCUGACAACAUGCAUGUGAUGGUGGCACUGGCAGAUCCACAGUCAGAGUUCAGUCAAACUGCCGACAGCGGCGUGGACCAUGGAGGCUCCAGUGUGAGCCUGGCUGACAUCCUGGACUGCAGUGAUGUUGAUGAUGAGGACGAUGACAUCACAGACGAUACUACUGACGUUACCUCAGGCAUCUUUGCUGAUGAAUCCAGUGAAGUGAAUGCCUCUCCUGCCUUGAAGUCAUUACAGAAGCAGGCAGGGACGCCGGAUUCCACUGAUUCCAUGGACCUACCAUCAGCAGUUGGCUCCUGUGAAGGCUUCAGCCCUGUGUCCCACCCUUCCAGCUCGCCUAAAGCUAUGGACAGUGGCUAUGACACAGAAAAUAACGAGAGCCCAGAGUUUGUACCCAAAGAGCCUCAUGAACCUCGUGAACAAACUUUGGUCAAGUCUAAACUUGAUGCAAGCCAGGAAGAGGAAGAGAUCAUGGAGGAGCCAGAGGUCAAGGCUGAGGUGGUUCCAACAGAGCCCAAACCAUCACAGGACGAAGUUCGUCAGACAGCUGAACCCAUCCUUCAGCCACUGAGUGAGAAGACUCCCUACAGAGACUCUGCCUACUUUUCUGACAAUGAGAUUGAAAGGCAGUCUAGACAAGAUGAGGAGCUGCCAGAGCAAGAUAUGGAAGAUAUAGAAGAACAAAUGGGAGAGAAAAAGGGCGAGAAAAGGAAGAAUAAAGACUUUGAUGACUUAAACAGUUUAUCAAACAAAGACAGAAAACUUGAAAUGCAACAAACAUUAGCAGAAGGAGAAUUACCUUCUUCAUCAGAGACAGAGGCAGACUUGAAAGAAGAGUGUAUUCAGGCCGAUGAGGAACUGGGGCCUUCAGUAACAGAAGGACUGGAUGAGUGGCCAUCGCAGGAGGACAGCUCGUCUUUGGGGGACUGGGCUGCGGAGGUGGUAGGAGCCAUGGAGGAAGCCCUUGAUGCCCUGAAUGGAGACUGUAGCUUUGUCAAGGCCGAGGAAGCUUCAGAAGCAACAGAGGGCAAAUCUGACGGACAGUUACCCAAAGAUGAGGUGGCUUUACAACACACAACAGCCAGACGCUUCUCCUCCUCAUCUCCACCUCCUGCAGUCCCCACAGCGGGGGGCCGAGGGUCAGCAGCUGAUGGCGAAGACGCAGACAAGGAGGACGGCGAUACCGACGACAGCGAUGAGUCGGACGAGGAUCUGCGCAGCUACCCCGUGCAGGAGCAGAGUGGAGGCGAGGAGAGCGAGGACGAGUGCCACUCGGUGCCCGUGGUGGUGAGCGAUGACAGCGAAGCCCUCACGCUGCGCAGCCUCCUGAAGUCCGGGAGCCUGGAGGACGGGCCGGAGCGCCAGAGGAAGACCGUGUCCUUCUUUGACGACGUGACCGUCUAUCUGUUCGACCAGGAAAGUCCAACUAAAGAGUUGACGGAGCAUGGCUUCCCUUCAGAACCAGAGCGGCAGCAUUCACUGAGCAAAGCACAGGAGAGGGUCAGCGCCUCCGAAGACUCUUCAGACGGAAACGUCUCAGAAGAGAGCACAGGGUAUGAGUGGGACGAUGACUUUCCCCUGCUCCCACUGCCAACGUCCUCGGCGACGUCCGACUCCCCUCCUCCUCGGUCGCUCCCCAAGGCGCCGGACUCCAAACCAGCCGUGCAGUACUCACGCUUCACAGUCUCCCCCUCCAACAUGUCCCGCUUCUCCAUCACUCACAUCUCAGACUCAGAUAUGGACUCUGCUUGAGGAAGCAGCGGCAGAGACAAUCUGUGGACAUUACUUGGCCUGUACUAGCAUGACUCCUGAUUUAGUUGUGAACGUCAGGUUUUAGAAACAAGACAGUGCCUCUUAACCUCAGUGGACACUCCUGAGAGUAGGUUAAUAUAUAAUAUUUACAGAAUAUGAAUACAUGAAGUAUGAGUGAUGUAAACAACCUUUGGAAGCAGGGAAUACUUUAUGUAGAAUUCUGCAUAUUUAAAAUGCUCAGAGCAGUUGAGAACGUACCCUUUGGAACAUGUUCACCUCCUCCAUUCACUUCAUUUGUGACGUUUGUAUGGAACCACCUGGACCUGAAGCAAUCGAAGAGUGAAACCUGUGUUCAAUGAAGGACACGGCAACGUUGGACCUGUGGAGUGGUUGUACACACCCACAGACUCUGUCAUGCUUUACUUACACAUCGAUACGAUCCUUGAAUCAUCCAGAGACACAAGGGAGGCGUUGGUGAAGAGACUAACUGAACCUGGACAAACUGAUAUUUUGUGACUAUUUUCUUUUUUGUUUUAGGAACAACAGCUGAUCCCAUUUUCUGUGGCAAACUGAGCGUCGGUACCUCCAUCACAAUCAACCUUCAAACACUGAAGUGAGGUUUGAUGGUUUAACAGUGCCUGGUCAUCAGUUGGACGUUCAAGUUUUCAACCAGAAACAGAUACAUUCACAUAAACUCAUUAUUCAUGUUAGAUGUCCAUGAGAAGAAAUGUGGUUUUACACUGAGACAGUGUAGAGAGGGAAACAAACAUUCUGAUAGACAUGAGCCAGUAGCGUUGGGCAAUAUGGGCAUAGUGUGAUAACGACACACCCAGUAUAGAUAGAUCCAACAGAACCAGGUCAGUUCUUCCACAGGCCACGCCAGGAGACGUCUACCUGAACCUGGAGCCCAGUGAAGCUAGCGCACCUGCAUGGCUUUGGCUGCACCUCACCCUCCUGCUCAUCCUACUGUACCUGUAGGUUUCCUGCACCUCUGCACCAAAAAUGCAUUGAAGCAUUUACAGCUCAAACAUGAGGACUCUGCUGACGAGAUAAUAAUACAUAGAUAAUACUGUACAGACCCUGAGGGAGAGGUUUUCCAGGCAUCUGCUGCUCAUGUUCCAUCCACUGACCCACUGUGGAUACCCACUCUAGUGAGCCAUGUCUCACCCUUUUUUAAUGAGCCACUCUCUGAACAGUAAUGCAAAGAUUCUGUAGAUCCAACGACCAGGAAGCGGCUUUGCUACAGUUAAAGUAGCACCGGCAACAAUAACAGCGAAUACUCGUACAAUCUGUGAUCCUGAAGCAAUAGACAGCUUUGUAUACAUGUUUGUGUUGUUGGUACUGUAACGUAUUGCCCAACCCUACAGGCCAAUAUAUCGAAAACAUAUCUGCAAAGCAGUGUUCAAACACUGUUAAAGUAUAUUUUUGUCCCAACUUACUGGAUUUUUGCACAUGUAAAUGAGCUUCAGCCCGUUUCCGUCACUGUUUCCAUCACUCGCUGUACAUUGGCUGCACUGAGCUUCUCUGGAUCCGUUUGUACUUUAACACCGUUAUUAGAAGACGGGCUGUUAUGAUUCAUUAUAAUUUGGUUCAUUUCUUGAAAUAAAUGUAAUACCUACAUCCAAACAGUUAAGUGGCAAAGUUGAGCCUCCACGCAGAUCAUCUCACUGUUGGGUCUGUGAUUCCUGUGAGUAAAUGUGAGGAAGCUACUGUUUGAAAGCCUCCAGGGAGCAGAUGCUCCCUUCAGACAGUCAACAGUGUCUCCGUUCGUCUCGAGGCUUUAAUAUUCUCCAUUGGCUUCGACAGCUGUCUAGUAUUUUUGUAUUUCAUAAGGAGAACUUGUACACCUGUGAAUGAGGGAGUCCAAAGAGAUGCACUGUGGUUCGGGUCCAGAAUCGCUGGUUCUGACUUUACCCUAAUGAAGAGUGGCAACACCUGGGAGAAAUCAGCUCCACACACACCUGCUCCGUCUUUACUUCUGUACCUUCUAUCAAAUAUGAAUAAAGUCUGUUUUACACAUCUGAA